Messenger RNA from Alexandromys fortis (reed vole), 1639 nucleotides. RefSeq names its product 60S ribosomal protein L22-like 1. The transcript has a single exon. Gene Ontology annotation, cellular component: ribosome. The record is from RefSeq and is a predicted model, not a curated record. The coding region runs from base 607 to 975 and encodes 122 amino acids. Gene Ontology annotation, molecular function: structural constituent of ribosome; RNA binding. NCBI's taxonomy places the organism in Eukaryota, Metazoa, Chordata, Mammalia, Rodentia, Cricetidae. Gene Ontology annotation, biological process: cytoplasmic translation.
GAAUGAGAUCCUGUCUGGAAACAGAAACAAGUGAGGCAUGGGAGGACCUUGUUGAGUCGCCUACCAGAAGACAGAGAAGAAACAUGGAUGUAGAUAUUGUCCAGGUUUGCCCAAGUGUUUCAGAUUGCACGUUAAAGGACAAAAUUGUGCAAUCAGAUCGUCCUUGAGUUCCCCUGAAGGGCUGUGACUCCUGCAGCAGCUCGGGUAAGCUGAAGGGAGGACACCGGUCUUGGUUCUUUUGAACAGUUUCAGAAGUAAGGCAGCCUUUUCUUGGUCAAUAUGUUCUGGCUGUCAGCACCUCUGCUCCUCAGUCCAGCCAUGGGGAUCAUCGUGGCUGGCCCCCCCGUGACAGGUCCUCAGGUCAGUAGUAGCCUGACCUCACCCGGUGCCUGUGUCGAUCACUGCAUCAUCUCCUCCCCAGGUGUUUCGUUGGCUCCAAAUAUCACAAGCAGAGGGAGAACAGGACAGUAAGAUGUAAGGGCAAGGGAGGUUACAGACACACAAAGGUUAUGACUGAGCCUUGUUUAUAAGUGCAACUUUGUCACCUAUACUUGAACAUUGGAGACAGAAGUGCAGUGUGCAGCCUUCCCACGGCCGCGGGACAAUAUGGCACCGCAGAAAGACAAGAAGCCUAAGAAGUCAACCUGGAGGUUCCAUUUGGACCUCACUCAUCCAGUGGAAGAUGGAAUUUUUGAUUCUGGAAACUUCGAAAAGUUUCUCCGGGAGAAGGUUAAAGUCAAUGGGAAAACUGGAAAUCUUGGAAAUGUUGUUCACAUUGAAUGCUUGAAGAAUAAAAUCACAGUUGUUUCUGAGAAACAGUUCUCUAAAAGGUAUCUGAAAUAUCUUACCAAGAAAUACCUUAAGAAGAAUAAUCUCCAUGACUGGCUUCGUGUGGUUGCAUCUGACAAGGAGACCUACGAACUUCGCUAUUUCCAGAUUAGUCAGGAUGAAGAUGGCUCAGAGUCUGAAGAUUAGAUGGCCUUUGUAUGCUUUAAAGAAAAACUAAAAUUGGACUUUUUCGGGAAAUAAAAACAAUUGCACUCUUAAAAAAAAAAAAGAAGAAGAAGUGCAGUGUGCAUAGGGCUCAGGGUUCUCCACUGUUCUGGCUACCCCCUCCCGACAGAUAUGAGGGGAUUGUUGACUUCCUCCCUGUCCCUGUACUGCCACUGAUGUCUCUAUUCCUAAAGUACAACUGUUAGCAUGGCACCAGCUCCAGGGCUGGCGUCCACUGCCUAUCAGUGUAGCCUCACCUUUGCCACCACUGGGAAAGUGGCCUGGGACAACCACACCUUAUUUCUUCACCCAAAGGCUUUUUCUGGCCCACCUUGCUGGAAGUGCCAAGCAUUGGUUCCCACCCUCCAGCCUUCAGCCACUAGAAGAUGGGAAGUGAUGUUUAACCACUUGCCCCUUCAGCAGAGAGAUGGCAAGGGGUGGGAUGUUCGCUGAUGGCUAAAGCUUGCCAAGGGGACUGACUUACCCACAGCUGUAGCUGCUCUGAUAUACUCCUCAUUGGCUGCUGCCUGCCCUGUCGCUGCCCCUCUUCCCAUUGGUGUUCCCUCCACACUGUAAACAAGCAGCUUGCAUGUGGACCACCCUCCCAGAAGGCACCUUGCAGUUUUGAGCCUUUGUUUUCAUCCUC